Cercospora beticola is the source of this 1401-nucleotide messenger RNA. RefSeq lists its product as uncharacterized. NCBI's taxonomy places the organism in Eukaryota, Fungi, Ascomycota, Dothideomycetes, Mycosphaerellales, Mycosphaerellaceae. The record is from RefSeq and is a predicted model, not a curated record.
AUGUCUUUCAAGUAUCUGGCAGCUGCUCUUGCAGCUUCCGUCACAGUCUUGGCCGCAGACCUGCAGCUCGAUAUUGCUGUUGUAGCUGCAGCAGGAGCUCCGCCUACUCCGUCGAUUGCGCAAGAUGCACCAUCUCAGACUAUUCACUACGAUGCCGCUGCUAUCCAACAACAAGCUGCAGCGGAACAGAAGGCUGAUCCGGCAACGCCAGCGACCAAAUUCAAGCGUGCCGCAUGCGAUCCGCUGUGGGCUGGAAAGGGACCCAUCCCAAACCCAGAUACUUCCGAAGCAUUCCUCGACUUUGCUGAUCUCAGCAACGCUGCUCUUGCGGCGCCAACCCCAGCCGGUUACACUAACACCUUCAAGAACUUGAAAGCCAUGAACAAUGCUCUUGGCUAUAUGGGCUACGACUUGCUCGACAAAUAUGAUGCUGUGGAGUGCUCGAAGAAGUGCGAUGUCCGUGAUGGCUGUGCAGCUUUCAACAUUGCAUUCGAGCGUCAUCCUUCGAUUGACCCAUCUCCAAAAGGUGGUGCAUGUGACAACCCUCCGUCCACUACCCUCAUCAAGUGUGUCUACUGGGGAGGCCCCGUCACUGCUAGGAAUGCAGUCAACGAUGGUCAAUGGCGUACAGAUUUCCGUGUUGUCAUUGCUGGUAGCAACGGUUACGUCAACCAAACUGUGGACACCGUCCAAGGCUACACUGGACCCAACUUUCUCGGCAGUCGUGCAAUCUCUGCACCCAGUGACUGCAACGACAAGAGCACUUUCGUUGGCUUCCAGUACUGGAAUGAUGGCAAACCAUUCGAUGCCAGACGUUGCGGCGCAGCAUGCACAGCACAAACCAAUGCCAACCCAUCCGCUCCAUGCCGCUUCUUCAACACCUACGUGAUCAGCAAGAACCGACAGCCACAAGGUCAAUACUGCGCCAUGUACAAACAGACUUGGGAAGACAGCCACGCGACCCUAAGCAAAACUGCCUACCAAGGAUCCGAAUACGACAUCUCAUACUCCUACUCCUUCACCAACACAGCCAACAACGGCCUCCCUUGCAUCAAACAAGCCCAAAUCACUGGCUGCAGCAACCCAGGCACUUGCGGCUCCUACCGCCAAUGCAAUCCUUCCCAAAACUGCUACUGCGGCUACGACGUCACCCAGACUCAGACGGCAUGUUUCCAAGAUGCUUCAUGUAGCUCCCAAACUUGCAGCAGAAACUCGGACUGUAAGACGGGACAAAUUUGUCUUGAUGCGAGGAGUUGCUGCGGGUAUAGUAUCUGUAUUAACAACAGUGUCUGUGCGAAUGGAUUGAGUGCUAGAAUGAUCUUCAGGAAGAGGCAGCAGGAUGAGGAUGUGCUUACUGCUGUGCAUAUUCCUGGUGAGCCUAAGGGAGAGGAGCAGGUUUGA